Molecule: messenger RNA, 1842 nt
Organism: Oryza brachyantha (malo sina)
Lineage: Eukaryota; Viridiplantae; Streptophyta; Magnoliopsida; Poales; Poaceae
Product: GPI mannosyltransferase 2
Exons: 8
Coding region: 135-1607 (490 amino acids)
Biological process (GO): GPI anchor biosynthetic process
Cellular component (GO): endoplasmic reticulum membrane; mannosyltransferase complex
Molecular function (GO): GPI mannosyltransferase activity; alpha-1,6-mannosyltransferase activity
Source: RefSeq, a predicted model, not a curated record
AAAAUCAUAUCGUAAACUCGUCGGGAAGUUGCGUAGGAGUAUGUUUUAGUUUUAGCCCUUCACGAGAACAAAUACUUGGCUUGGUUGAACCGAAUAGACGGACCACCCACCCCUUCCGCCGCCGGAGAUCCCCCAUGGCGGCGCCGGUCGCCGGCGUCGUGCGGCUCGCCGCCGCAUCCCGCUUGCUGGUCCUGGCCCUCUCGCUGCUCUCCCGCCUCCUCUUCCGCCCCUACGAUACCUCCGCCUCGCUCCACCCGCCCUGCCUCCUCCCGUCCAACGCCUCCGCCUCCGCCGACGACGACCCGGCGCCGACCGUCUCCUCCCUCGCCGUGUGGGACGGCGUCCACUUCCUCCGCGCCGCCGAGUGCGGCUACGAGUACGAGCAGUCCUUCGCCUUCCUCCCGCUCCUCCCGGCCUCCCUCAACCUCCUCGCCCGAUCCCUGCUCGCGCCGCUGGUGCCGGUGCUGGGGUACAGGGCCGUGCUCGUGAUCUCCGGAUAUGCUCUCAACAACGCUGCGUUCGUCGCUGCCGCGGCCUACUUCUACAGACUGUCUUUGCUGAUCUUGAAGAAUCCGAAUGCUGCUUACCGAGCAUCUGUUCUCUUCUGCUUCAACCCUGCUUCUGUGUUCUACUCAUCACUGUACUCAGAGAGUCUAUAUGCGUUGUUUUCACUUGGGGGAAUAUUCUACGUGUUUACCGGUGCUAAUACCAUUGCAAUGAUAAUGCUUGCUCUCUCCGGUUCAGCUAGGUCAAAUGGAGCACUUAAUGCUGGUUAUUUCUGUUUUCAGGCUUUGCUACAUGCAUAUGAUGCUGCUGUCCAGAAGAAAAGGCCCAUACUGGCAGUGCAGGUUCUUAUCACUGGAUUUUUGCGGUCUGUUUUUAUAUUUCUACCAUUCUUUGCUUUCCAAGCAUAUGGAUAUUUGAACAUAUGCCUAUACGGAAAUAUGGAGGAGAUGAGGCCAUGGUGCAAAGCUAAAGUGCCUCUUUUGUAUGGAUUCAUUCAAAGCCACUACUGGGGGGUUGGCUUUUUGAGGUACUUUCAAGUGAAGCAGCUGCCAAACUUUCUUUUGGCUUCCCCAGUUUUGAGUCUUGCAGUUUAUUGUAUUAUUCAUUACACAAAGCUGCUUCACCGACUCUUCAAAUCAAUUAGCAUACACGAACUGAUUGUUGCCACAGUUGAGGGGAGAUCAAGUGAAGCAUAUAAAAGCUCAGAUGUUGACACAGUAUUGAAUAGUGGAUUUUCUACCACAACUAACAAAGCACAAGGACAUGCUGAUGUAAAGAGGAGAAAAUCAGUUGCGACGGACCCAGGAUCUAUGCAUAACAACAGGUCAAAUGACAAAAUUCUUGAAGUUAAUGAGGGGUGCCCCAUAUUAGUUCUUCCUUUCAUUUUACAUCUGGCAUUCAUGACGUUCACUGCUUUCUUUGUGAUGCACGUCCAGGUAUCAACACGAUUUUUAUCUGCUAGUCCUCCAAUUUACUGGGCGGCAUCGCACAUUUUGGUCUCCCCCAAAUCUAAAAGAUGGGGCUACUUAAUCUGUAUUUAUUUUAUAGCCUAUAUUCUUCUCGGUAGCUUGCUCUUCACCAAUUUCUACCCGUUCACGUAAGAACUGCUGUGCCAAUCAUAUGACCCAACGAUCCACGCUGUAACGUAUUAGUUUGUGCGAUUUUUAUUUAUCACUGCUCGGAUGAAUGCAACUAGUUUUCUAAAGACUCUCCUAGGUAGAGCGUCCCUGUACAGCUGAUGCACAUUUUUGUUCCCAUCAAAUUUGGAUUUUUAGCAUGAAGCUUGUUUGAAUUGUUGUCUUGAACUAAAGAGAUGAGAAUUUUUACCAAGCAAUU